Adineta steineri is the source of this 2925-nucleotide messenger RNA. NCBI's taxonomy places the organism in Eukaryota, Metazoa, Rotifera, Eurotatoria, Adinetida, Adinetidae. The record is from the annotation of a GenBank genome assembly.
AUGUUAUCGUUCUAUCUAUUAUUAAUAUUUUAUCUUAUUCAAUAUUCUUUAACUGAUCAAUGUCCAUCAAUAAAAUCUUGUAUAUGUUCAUCAGAUUUAACAAUAAUAUCAUGUAUAAAUCAUCAAUUAACUGAUGAUUUCUUUCCUAAUCUUGAUAUACAAUUUCCUCAAUCAACUACAAUUUUAAAUCUUUCAUUAAAUUCUUUUACAUCAAUAAAUUCUUUAACUAAUUUAAAUAAUCUUCAAAUACUUGAUCUAUCCUAUAACAAAUUAAAUUCCUUACCAUCAAAUUUAUUUUCAAAAUUUCCACAAUUAUCAUCAUUAUAUCUUCAAAAUAAUUCAUUAACAACAAUACCGAAAACAUUCAAUGAAAUAUCGAAUAUUAAUCUUGAUCUAUCGAAUAAUCCAUUAAAUUGUACAUGUCAAUUAAAAUGGAUCAUUAAAUGGUUUGAAACAAUAAAUCUCCGAAAGAAAAUCAAUUGUCCUGAAAAAGAUUUUUGUUUAAAUAAAAAAAAUUUUCUUACAAUUACACCUGAACAAUCACAAGUCGUCUAUGAAAAUGAUUCAUUUACAUUGAAUUGUUUAUCGAAUACAAAAACUUUUUGGACAUUUAAUCAUCAAUAUUAUUCAUCAAAUUCAACAAUAUUUAUACCAUUUUUACAAUUAAAUCAUUCGGGUUUAUAUACAUGUCAUAGUUUAAAUCAAAAUCGUUCAAUAUCAUUACAUGUUUUAAAUCUUCAAUUAAAUCAUUUUUGUCAAUCAAUACAAAUGGAUACAUCAAAAGGAUAUUUUUAUUGGCCACGAACAUUAACUGGUCAAAAAAUACAAUUAAAAUGUCCAUUUGGUUCAGCAGCAUGGUAUGAUAAUUUUGCUCAAGCAUCUUAUAUAUGUUCAAUCAAUCGACAAUGGAUGGAUUUAGAUUUAUCACAAUGUGCAUUUCGUACAAAUAUAUCAAGAGAAUUUGAUCGUUUAUUAUCGAAAAAUCAAACGAAUAUCUUGGCGAAAUUAGUAACAUAUGUAUCGAAACAAAAUUUACAAGAUAUUCAAUUUGAUGAUAUUAUUUUUUUAAUUGAUUUAAUUGAUGAAGAACAAAAUAAAACUUUAUAUACAAGAAAAAAUAUUGAAGAAAUUUCAAUGUUAAUUUAUCGUUUAACAGAUUUUAUUUUACAAAUUCAACAAGAUUUUAUACAAAUAAAACAAUAUCAAUUAGCAUUAAAUAGAUUAAGAUUUAUAUUAGAAGAAUUAUUAUAUCGAACAAAUCAUUCAUGGGUUUAUGUUGGGAAACAAUUAACAGCGAUGACAUUAGAAUCACCAUUACCACCAACAAUAUGUUUUAUACCAAAUCGACCUUUAUUAACAAUUAUUUGUGGAAUUAUUAAUCGACAUUUUAAACGUCAUGAGUCAAAAUUAGCAACAAUCGAAUUUCCACUACCAGCAAAUACAAGUCAUAAUCAUUCAUCAACAUUUAAGAUAAUAUUCUAUCGACAAGCAACAUUAUUUACAACGAAUAUGAAAAUAAAUAAUAAUCCUGUUAUUUAUUUAAAACCAGUAACGUCGAUUAAGAUUUCUCCUGUAAAAUUAACAUUUUUUGGUGAAUCUAAUCAAGCAUCAAUUGGAAUAUGGAAUACAGAUAAAACAGCUUGGCAAAUGAAAUCAUCUACUUGUAAAAUUGAUCAACAAAAUAUUGAUUUAAUUUCAACUGAUUGUAUUUUAACUGAAAAUACUUCUUUAUCAAUAACAUAUUUAAAUAAUUUCGAUGGCAAUAAAAGUUUAUUUUUAAAUACAAAUUAUUUAGAAUUAGCUAUAUAUGUUUCAUCAAUUAUAGCAUCAAUUUGCUUUUUUAUUUGUAUAUUUUUUUAUAUUUGCUGUCAUAAAGUUUAUUUAAUGCCAAGAAGUUUUUUUCAUUGUUUAAUUAAUUAUUGGCUUAGUUUAGCUAUUUUAUUACCAUUAUUUGCUUUUGGUAUACGACAAAGUCAAUAUUUAUUCUUUUGUCAAUUUAUUGCCAUUACUCUUCAUUAUCUUUGUUUAACAACAAUACUUUGGUUAACAUUAUUAGCAUAUUGCAUUUGGCAAAAAUUAUAUUAUAUAUGGUCAGGUAAAGGUCAUGAAGAUGAUGAUGAAAUGAAUGAUAAUCCAAAGAGAAAAUCUUCCGUAACUAUUGUUGAUUAUGAUGAUGAUGGUUUACCAAUAAUGAAAUUAAAAGCAAAACCAAUUAUACAAUUUUAUUUACUAGCAUAUGGUAUAUCAUUUAUUAUUUGUGGAAUUAACGUCGCUAUAUCACGUGAUCAAUAUAUAACAAAUAAAAUUUGUUUUCUAAAUAAUUUCGAAUCACUUCUUGCUUUAUUUAUUCCAAUUGCAAUCUUUAUCUUCCUUUUACUUAUAUUUGUAUUGGCUGCUCGUAUUAAUCUAAAACGUUUAACUAAAGAAGCAAUACGUUUACGUAAUAUACCAGAUGAAACAGAAAUUGAACCAGAAACAACUAAUGAUAAUGAUAAUGAUGAAAAUAAUUUAUCAUCAAAACCAAAUGAAACAUUACCAAUUAUAAUUCCAUCAAAUAAUCUUAAUAUUGAACAAGGAUUAGCACAUAUGGAUUGUCGUCAAUCACAUUUAGAUAGUUUAUGUUCAUCCGAUAUGGAUCAUCAACAUCAACCAUCAAAUCAAUUAAUAUCGAUAUUAUUUCAAUUAUUUCUACUGAUUUUUAUUUUUCUAUCAUGUAUAGCAAUUUAUAUACAUCCAUUACAAUCCUAUAAUAUACCAUUUGAACAUUCAAUUUAUAAUCAUUUAUAUGGAAUAUUUGUUUUAUUAUUAGCAUUUUAUACAUUGGCAUUUUAUAUCUUAACACGUUCUGAUUUAACAAUGCAUUGUCAAUAUUAUAAUUGUUGUCCAAAUCGAAAGAAAAAAACGUUUAUUAAAUCAAUCAUAUAG